Molecule: messenger RNA, 548 nt
Organism: Medioppia subpectinata
Lineage: Eukaryota; Metazoa; Arthropoda; Arachnida; Sarcoptiformes; Oppiidae
Source: the annotation of a GenBank genome assembly
UGACGCCUAUAUUAUCGACAGAACUAUAUUUUUCAUUCGUCGAAAGACUAUCUAUGAGUACCACAGAGCAGAUCUCAAAGAUUACGCCAUCAGUAACGAUACGGCCAUCUAUUUCAAGGCAUUGCCGACUUGUGCUUCAUUGCCAACGUGUGAUAAGUGUCUGUCGGCGCAAAUCGGGUUUGACUGCGGUUGGUGUGAUUCGGUCAACCGUUGCUCCGACGGCUACGACCGGCAACGCCAGGAGUGGAUCAUUAAAAACUGCGAGACAGCCAUCAAAGAGGGCUCCGUCUCGUGCGCUACCAAUGUUAGCACAACCGCUUCGCCCAACACUUCCCACCCAUUCAAUACACAGAGCAUCAUAUCUCCAGACCACAGUGAUAUCCAACCAAACCCUCAGUCUCUGCCCGGCUAUAUCAGCGCCGAGGACACAGACUCGUCCGCUUCAUCGAGCGGUUCCAGCGCUGGCUUAGUGUCUGUUCUGGUAAUCCUGGCCUUCUUCUCGGGGAUUACACUUUGGGUGUUCUACGCCUAUAAGAACCCGCAGUCGU